AUGAUGACAACAUCGACGACGGCAACAAAAUCUCUUCACCUGUCCUUUUCCUUUUUCGUGCUGCCGCUGCUGCUCUUGUUGUCGUCUUCAUCUUUUCUGUUAUUCUCCACGAACGCCUACGAUGCGACGAGAAACGAACGUCUCAUCGGUUGGCUCGGUGAAGUCAACACGCAAGAAGAAACGAACAGUUCAAAACCGUGGAUCGAGGCUUUGAGUUGGGACCCGAGAGCGUUUUUAUAUCACAACUUUCUGAGCAAAGAAGAGGCGAAACAUUUGGUGGAUUUAGGCGAACCGAGAGUGACGCGGUCGACGGUCGUUGGUGGACAAACCGGACGCGUUUCCGAUAUUCGGACGUCUUUUGGGACGUUCAUACCGAAAAAGUACGACGAAGUUUUAGAGAAGAUUGAAGACCGGUGCGCGGUGUUUAGUGGGAUUCCCGUGGCACACCAAGAGCAAAUGCAAUUGCUGAGAUACCGAGACGGGCAAAAGUAUUCGGACCACACGGAUGGUUUGAUCUCUGAAAAUGGCGGAAAGCGCAUAGCGACUAUUCUGAUGUUUCUCCACGAACCGACGGAAGGCGGAGAGACGAGUUUUGUGCUUGGAAAUCCGUUAGGGAAAGUGAAAGAGAGAAUCGAGAGAACAAAAGAUCAGUUUUCCGAUUGUGGAUACAGGAGUGGUAAAGGAUUUGCGGUGAAACCAAAAGUCGGGGACGCUAUUUUGUUUUUCAGUUUUAGCGAAGCCGGGAUUACGGACAAUAAUUCCAUGCACGCAAGUUGCCCGACGUUAGGGGGGACGAAGUGGACGGCGACAAUGUGGAUACACGAAAGACCUUUCGAUACGGCGACUUGGAGGAAACCAGAUUGCAAAGAUCUUCACCAGGAAUGCGCGAACUGGGCGAACCGAGGCGAGUGUAAAAAGAAUCCAAUUUACAUGUUAGGUAACGAAGUCGUCGGUACUUGUUCGAGGUCGUGCUGUGCAAAGGUUGAAGAGAAAGACAUGACGUACACGCAGACGUUAUUUUGCAAACCUUGCAAAGACGAUAGUACGUGGCAAAGAUAA
Messenger RNA from Bathycoccus prasinos, 1059 nucleotides. RefSeq lists its product with no specific name. Gene Ontology annotation, biological process: peptidyl-proline hydroxylation to 4-hydroxy-L-proline. Bases 1 to 1059 code for a protein of 352 amino acids. The record is from RefSeq and is a predicted model, not a curated record. The transcript has a single exon. Lineage: Eukaryota; Viridiplantae; Chlorophyta; Mamiellophyceae; Mamiellales; Bathycoccaceae. Gene Ontology annotation, molecular function: iron ion binding; L-ascorbic acid binding; procollagen-proline 4-dioxygenase activity. Gene Ontology annotation, cellular component: endoplasmic reticulum.